Pichia membranifaciens NRRL Y-2026 is the source of this 1716-nucleotide messenger RNA. RefSeq lists its product as hypothetical. Gene Ontology annotation, cellular component: serine palmitoyltransferase complex. Gene Ontology annotation, molecular function: serine C-palmitoyltransferase activity; pyridoxal phosphate binding. The record is from RefSeq and is a predicted model, not a curated record. The coding region runs from base 1 to 1716 and encodes 571 amino acids. The transcript has a single exon. Gene Ontology annotation, biological process: ceramide biosynthetic process; sphingosine biosynthetic process. Lineage: Eukaryota; Fungi; Ascomycota; Pichiomycetes; Pichiales; Pichiaceae.
AUGAAAGACAUAUAUGACAUCAGCGAGCUCUCUCCACACGUGCCCGAUCCACCGGUGAGCCACAUGACGGUGGAGCAGAAGGCGGAGAUGGAGUUUGGCCCGUUGACGAGCGACAAGUGGCUCUCGUACGCCCAGCACGACCCGAACGACGACAUCAAGCCGAGCGUGUUGGACGACCCGCCCUACUUCAUCGUGCUCACGACGUACUUGGACUACCUCAUCUUCAUCUUGAUCGGCCACAUCAAGGACUUCUUUGGCAUGACCUUCAUGCCGCAGCACUACUCGGCAAUGGUGACCAAAAACGGCUACCCGCCGUGGUACUCCGCGUUCGAGUCCUUCUACCCAAGACGGUUGAAGAGGCGCUUGGACGACUGCUUCGCCAUUCCGAUCCACGGCGUCCCCGGCAGAUACAUCAACUGCUACAACAGAGCCACGCCGGACUACAACGAGACCUUCUACUACGACGGCACGUCCAGACCCUCCUUGAACUUGUCCUCCUACAACUACUUGGGCUUUGCCCAGAGUGUCGGGAUCUGCACCGACGACGCCGUCAGCUCCGUCCAAAAGUACGGCCUCUCCUCGUGCGGACCUAGGAACGUCAUUGGCAACACCGACUUGCACGUCUACACGGAGAAGAUCUUGUCCAGGUUCUUGGGCAAGGAGGACUCCUGUGUGUUCAGCAUGGGCUGGGGGACCAACGCCCACUUGUUCACCUCCAUGGUAAACUCGAAGUGCUUGGUCAUCUCGGAUUCCUUGAACCACUCUUCCAUCAGAUUCGGUAUCAGACUCUCCGGCGCUGCCGUCAAGGUCUUCCCACACAACGACAUGGACGCGUUGGAGAAGAUCUUGAGAGAAGCCAUUUCCCAGGGCCAAGCCAAGAGUCACAGACCUUACAAGAAGAUCUUUGUCUGUGUCGAAGGCUUGUACUCCAUGGAAGGUACCUACUGUAACUUGCCAGCCUUGGUCGCUUUGAGAGAAAAAUACAAGUACUACUUGUUUGUCGACGAGGCUCACUCCAUUGGUGCUUUGGGUGCCAACGGUCGUGGUAUCUGUGAGUACUACAACAUCGAUCCGAACAGAGUCGAUAUCUUGAUGGGUACGCUCACAAAGUCGUUUGGUGCCGCUGGUGGGUAUGUCUCUGGUGACAGAAAGGUGAUCGAGAGACUCAGACUCGACAUCACUUCCAACACGUAUGGUGAAAGCAUGCCUCCAGCAGUGUUGCAGCAGAUCGCCACGUCGAUGAGAAUCAUCGCCGGUGAAUUGAACGGGAACGAAGGUAAGGAGAGACUUCAGAGAAUUGCCUUCAACUCCAGGUACCUCAGAUUGGGAUUGAAGAGAUUGGGCUUCAUCAUCUACGGUGCCGACGACUCCCCAGUCAUCCCCUUGUUGCUUUACAACCCAUGUAAGAUGCCGGGCUUCUGCAGAAAGAUGUUACAGCACGGUGUUGCCGUGGUCAUUGUCGGGUACCCUGCCACGGACAUCAUCUCUUCGAGAAUCCGGUUCUGUAUGUCUGCGGCCUUGACGAAGGAAGACAUUGACAAGAUCUUGGCAAUCUCUGCAGACAUCGGAGACACGCUCAACUUGAAGUUCAGCUCGGGUAUUGCCGGCGGUGAGAAGAAUCCAGGAGACUGGAAGAAGGGUAUCAGACCUAGAUGGUCCAUUGAAGAAGUUUUGGCUAAAACCCCUGAAGACUGUAAAAAGAAAAUCAUAUACUAA